This is a messenger RNA of Colletotrichum truncatum, 1296 nucleotides long. RefSeq lists its product as uncharacterized. The record is from RefSeq and is a predicted model, not a curated record. Gene Ontology annotation, molecular function: hydrolase activity, acting on carbon-nitrogen (but not peptide) bonds. Lineage: Eukaryota; Fungi; Ascomycota; Sordariomycetes; Glomerellales; Glomerellaceae.
AUGGCUACGACAAGUUCCCUGGGCGACAUUCCGAUCUAUCGGAUAGACCUCGGACAGAGCCCAGAGCUCCGAUAUGUGAAGCUGGCCACUGAUUUCGCAGAAAGGAUGCAAGCGGUCGCACCUCUGUUUGACGAGGUCCUCGAAUGUUUCCUAAUCCCCAAGCACAUGAUUCGCUUGCUCAAGCUUGUUUCCCGUAUCGCCCUCCGGAAAGUCUUUGACGAUGAACAAACACGGGAAAUCAAAGCCAUUGCUAAAGUAGCCGGUAUUGACAGAUACUUGGUGGUGGCACUGAACGUCUUUCUCGACCUCCUUCUGGGCUGUACGUCAGGGGCUAUUCUGACUCGACCAGAGUCUGCACACACAACCAAAGAGCACAUCUCGGAUCGACUGAUUCACUUUCGCACUCUGGAAUGGGACAUGGGAUCUCUCAGAUCGCUUUUGGUAGUCUUGGAAUUUGUGGACAGCCGAAAGGCUGAACCGGGCCGCGUGAUCGCGCGGUCGGUCACAUACGCAGGGUUUGUGGGUGUUUUGACUGGCGUACGACAGAAUCUCUCGUUAUCCCUCAACCACCGUCCUGUUCACGAUUGCAACGAUUCUUCGCUACGAAGGCACCAGCUGCUUGUCGUGCUCGGUAUCCGAGAAUCUAUUUCGUCCGUGUUGCGCCGAGCCCUUAUGAGCGAGAACGAUGAUGACAAUAUGUCGGCAACCAAGGACGGCAGAGUGCCAGAAAAACGACCAGACAGACUGUCACAAAUUGCUACCAAAGCGAAAGAACUUGCAUCGAGAACGACUUCGCCUUGCUACGUUACUCUUUGCGACGGAAAAGAUGUCGCGAUCGUUUUGAAAGAUUUGACAGAUGGCAAAGUCAAGACUAGCUCAUAUUUCAUGAUACAAACGAAUCAUGACGUGGAACAUGGGUCAUGCUGCAGUCACAAAACAAAGAAGCCAGAGUCGUCCGAGCUUCAUGUGGAAUAUUUGGGAGGAGAUGAGUGGCUUGCCGAGUCCCAAGAUCGUCUGGGUGCUCUACAGAGUAGGUGGUUGGGACAUGUUAAGGCUCACUCGGAUGAUCCUAGUGUGACAAGUCUGGCCAGUGGAAACGGAAUUUGCUUGGACUCGCCCCAAGCUCAACUUAACGACAGACUCACUCUUUCUGGCAUUAGUGAGAGGAGACUUCUUAAGUGGGUUCGAUCGCCUCCCACGACUAACAAUCUUACUCAUUUCAGCUGUCUAAUGGAUCCUCAUACUGGAGAAAUUCGAGGAUUGACCCGAGGCCCCGACCCAUCGAGUAUUGAGUAA